GAGAGCCGGUGGUGACUGCGGGAGUGGAGCCCGUGUGCGGUGCCCAGCAUGGACAGUUACACGGUCCUGAGAGUGAUUGGGGAGGGCUCCUUUGGCAGAGCCCUUUUGGUUCAGCAGGAGAGCAGUAAUCAGAUGUUUGCCAUGAAAGAAAUAAGGCUUCCCAAGGUCACUGCUAAAGCAAUUAGCUCAUGUUGAAAGUGUACAUGUAAUUUGUAUAGGAAAACAAGUUCUUGAAAUUUAACGUGGAAUUGCUCCUUUGUGCAAAAGAUUUAAUGGGUUUAUUUGUUAGCUUUACAAGGUCUUGCUAUAUCUUAGGUGGUUCUUAGGAUAUUGUAAUUAACAAAAGUAAUCAAGGUUUGGGUGGUGAUUGCUGUUUAUCUCAAUGUGAAUAAUUUGUAAUAAUUUCCAAUUUUGCAUACUUAAGGGUGUAGGGAAGCUGCCCAAAUGCAACUCGGGUGCCAUAUUAAUGAAAAAAGGAACAUCAACAUACAGUGAAGAGCUGAGACCUAAAAUGCUGACCUUUGGUAUCAGGGAACCUAUUCUGUGGAUUAGUUUAUAGGUUUUAUUUCCCUGUAAGAUGAGGAAAGUGCUGAUUUAUCUGUACAGUUGACCCUUGAACAACACAGGUUUGACUGCUGUGGGUCCACGUAGAUUUUUUCAAUAGUAAAUACUACAGUGCCGUGCGAUCUGAAGUUGGUUGAAUCCGUGGAUGCAGAACCGAGGAAAUGGAGGGGUUCCUCCAUACAUGGAGGGCCAGCUAUGAGUUGUACUUGGAAUUUCAACCCCGUGCAGUCAAUGCCUCUAACCUUGUUCAAGGUCAAACUGUAUUUGUCACUAUGUAACAUAGUUGUCAGGUGAAAGAAGCCAUACCAUGGAGGCUGCCUAAUAAUGUUUUGAUCAACUAAAAAAAAAAUACAUUUUAAUAAAAUUCUCAGAGUGAGUAUUUUUUUUCCCACUGCAAUCUUGACCUCGUUUAGUGGGCAUCAGAAUCACCUGGAGAGCUUGUUAAACCAGAUUGCUGAGCCUUACCCCUGAGUUUCUGGUUGUGUAGUUCCUGGUGAGCCUGCGAAUUUGCAUUUUUAACAAGUUCCCAGCUGGUGGUGAUGCUGCUGGUCUAAGCCCCCUUGGGCUAGUACAUAAUCAGUUGCAGUUUUUUAAUUAUAAGAUAAGUCAUUCAGGAUUUUAUCCUCAUAGAGUAAGUUAGGGGAUAAACAGUUUUGGAAACUUAUUUUGCAUAUGGUCUUUGCCCAUCCAUGCUGCUGUAAUACACGAGUAUAUAUAUUUUUCAUCUGAACCAGUGGGCUGAUAAAGUGAUGCAGACAGUAAAAACAUGAAAGCCCUAGUUUUUCUUUAAGGAGCUACUAUUGUUGAUGGCAUACUGGCUCUCCAAGUCAGGUUAUACUUAGGCUGAUGUUAAGAGUAGUUUACAUUCUAUACUUGUAAAGAUAUAAGAGGUCAGCUUAAGCAUGCAUAUAGCCAUAGUUGAAAAAUCUGCACAUGUUUACUCGUGGAGUUUGAUAAACUCAAGUUGGGUCAAAGUACAGUGCUAUGAAAUUGUGUCUAGCAUUGAAAUACCUUACAAACUACUAUAAUAUCAUUUUACUAUCAGUUUUAUUAUGAAGUAUUACAUUUACGCUUAUUUAAACCUCCUUCUAGUUUUUCUCUGACACACAGAAUUCUAGGAAGGAGGCUGUUCUGUUAGCCAAAAUGAAACACCCCAAUAUUGUUGCCUUUAAGGAAUCAUUUGAAGAUACUUAAUUGGUUUACACAAAUGUGCCUUGGAGUAAAUCACAUUCACAAGAAACGUGUGUUACACAGAGAUAUCAAGUCCAAGAAUAUCUUCCUCACCCAAAAGGGAGAAGUAAAAUUGGGUGAUUUUGGAUCCGCCCGUCUUCUCUCCAGUCCCAUGGCAUUUGCUUGUACGUAUGUGGGAACACCUUAUUAUGUGCCCCCAGAAAUUUGGGAAAACAUGCCUUAUAACAAUAAAAGUGACAUCUGGUCCUUGGGAUGCAUUCUCUAUGAACUCUGUACCCUUAAGCAUCCAACCCAUGUGUGCAUUCCCUUGCAAAGUCCAGUUUUAUCAAGAACCCUGUUUCAGGCAAAUAGUUGGAAAAGUCUUAUCCUCAAAAUUUGUCAGGGGUCCAUGAGCCCCCUGCCAUCCCAUUAUUCCUAUGAGCUUCAGCAUCUGAUCAAGCAGAUGUUUAAAAAGAAUCCCUCACAUCGCCCUUCAGCCACAACUCUUCUCUCCAGAGGCUCUUUAGCUCGGCUCAUCCAGAAGUGCCUACCCCCAGAGAUCAUCACAGAAUAUGGUGAACAGGUAUUAGAAGAAACCAAAAAAUCUAUGCCUAGUACACCAAGAAAAAAGGACCCCAGCAGAAUCAGGAUAGCUUUGGAAAAUGAAGCAAGCACAGUGCAAAGGGAAGAACCAGGUGGAAAGUGUAGCCACACUGACUUAGAAAGCAUUAAUAAAAAUUCAGUUGAAAGUGCACUGAGGAGAGUAAACAGAGAAGAGAUAACCAGUUCACCAGGUCCUCUCAGGCGACAGUGGGAGAAAAAUGUAUCCAGUACAGCUCUUACAGCUUUGGAAGAUGCAUCCUUACUCACCUCCAGUUUAACGGCAGAGGACGUUAGAGGUGGUUCUGUAAUAAAGUACAGUGAAAAUAAUACCCGUAAGCAGUGGCUCAAAGAAACUCCUGAGACCUUGUUGAACAUUCUUAAGCAUGCUGACCUCAGCUUGGCAUUUCAAACAUACACAAUAUAUAGACCAGGUGCAGAAGGGUUCUUGAAAGGCCCCCUGUAUGAGGAAACAGAAGCAUCAGAUGAUGUUGAUGGAAGUCAUGAUUCUGUCAUUUUGGAUCCAGAGAGACUUGAACCUGGACUGGAUGAGGAGGAUACGGACUUUGAGGAAGAUGACAGCUCUGACUGGGUAUCAGAACUGAGACAGCGAGCUGGCUGGCAAGGAGUGUCUGAUGGAUAACACCCAAGGAAAUGUUCCUUAGUCACACUGAGGAGACGUUGAACAUGAGGAAUUGAUAUUUGGAUAAUACUGAACUCACAGGAUGUGUAUUUUCCUUUAGAAACAGAGUGAAGAGAGGGAAACUGAAUAUUUAAAAUUAUUCCUGGUUAGUAUAAGGUAUAAAAAAUCUAGAACUCUUAGGAGUUUUUGAAUUCAAAGGAGAAGGCAUAGCAGAAUGGGUAUGAGGUUUGGGCUUUGCGGUCAGAACGGAAAUUGAAUGCUACCACCUACUGCUUGUGUGACUGUGAGAAAUUAACCUCUUUGAGCCCGAAUUUCCUCAACUACAAAAUGAGGAUAACAAUGCUUACCUCAUAGGGAUGCUGACCUUAGACCAUCACGGCAGCCCUUAAUGUUAUUAUUUCCAUUGUUAUGAUUUAUGCUUGUUUCUAUGUAGCUCUUUUUAUAUCUCCUAAAGGUUUGAGGAUCUAAAUAUAUUUAACUAUAACAUAA
This is a messenger RNA of Delphinapterus leucas (beluga whale), 3466 nucleotides long. RefSeq names its product NIMA related kinase 3 (gene NEK3). Gene Ontology annotation, molecular function: protein kinase activity; ATP binding. Gene Ontology annotation, biological process: protein phosphorylation. NCBI's taxonomy places the organism in Eukaryota, Metazoa, Chordata, Mammalia, Artiodactyla, Monodontidae. The record is from RefSeq and is a predicted model, not a curated record.